This is a messenger RNA of Culicoides brevitarsis, 485 nucleotides long. RefSeq names its product cytochrome c. Gene Ontology annotation, biological process: mitochondrial electron transport, ubiquinol to cytochrome c; mitochondrial electron transport, cytochrome c to oxygen. The record is from RefSeq and is a predicted model, not a curated record. Bases 76 to 402 code for a protein of 108 amino acids. The transcript has 2 exons. Gene Ontology annotation, molecular function: heme binding; electron transfer activity. Gene Ontology annotation, cellular component: mitochondrial intermembrane space. Lineage: Eukaryota; Metazoa; Arthropoda; Insecta; Diptera; Ceratopogonidae.
UAUUUUUUUUUUAUCUUACUGUCAGUUUCAGUUGAAUUUCUAUUCGAGCAACAAAAAAAAACUUAAAAACUAAACAUGGGUGUCCCAGCUGGAGAUGUUGAAAAGGGUAAGAAGCAAUUUGUGCAAAAGUGCGCGCAAUGCCACACUGUCGAAAAGGGAGGAAAACACAAGGUUGGCCCAAAUCUAAAUGGACUUUUUGGUCGUAAAACGGGACAAGCAGCUGGUUUCUCCUACUCAGAAGCAAACGUCAAGAAAGCUAUUACCUGGAAUGAGGAUACACUCUUCGAGUAUCUCGAAAACCCCAAGAAAUAUAUUCCCGGAACGAAAAUGGUCUUUGCUGGCAUCAAGAAGGCUAAUGAACGCGCUGACUUGAUUGCAUACUUGAAGGACGCCUGCAAGUAAAUUUCAUGUCGAAUAUCGUGUUUAAGGAACUGUUAAAAAUAUUGUUGACUAUCUGAAAUAAAAUUAAAAUAAAAAAACUAGAA